Messenger RNA from Penicillium mononematosum, 1875 nucleotides. RefSeq names its product putative ubiquitin C-terminal hydrolase. Gene Ontology annotation, cellular component: cytosol; nucleus. The record is from RefSeq and is a predicted model, not a curated record. Gene Ontology annotation, molecular function: cysteine-type deubiquitinase activity; cysteine-type endopeptidase activity. NCBI's taxonomy places the organism in Eukaryota, Fungi, Ascomycota, Eurotiomycetes, Eurotiales, Aspergillaceae. The transcript is spliced from 3 exons. Gene Ontology annotation, biological process: protein deubiquitination. The coding region runs from base 1 to 1875 and encodes 624 amino acids.
AUGCAUAUAAGUCUGCCUGCUUCGACACCUACACGAACCGCCGAGCCUCCCUUCCUCUAUACCACAUCGCUUGAUGCAAGAAAAGCCGACAACGGUCGCCGCCUAUGCGGCCGGGCCUCACUCGCUGCCGUUGCUCUGUUCUAUGUCUUUGGGCCGAACUACACAAUCGACGGAGAUGAGUCAAACGACAGCAAUCGCAAAAAGAGCAUCGUGGGCCUGUCCAACCUGGCCAAUGACUGCUUUAUCAAUUCGGUACUGCAGGCAUUGGCCGGGUUGGGAGAUCUGCGGGUCUACCUGAUCCACGAGCUGCACCGGCGCGAGCUGGAUGGACCGGAAAUAUACCAUACACUGCCGAGCGAGGAUGGACUUUCGCCGGCGCGGUCGGACAAGUUGCGGGAGUUGCAACAGGGCAUAACCACACGGGCAUUGAAGGAGAUGUUGGACCGCUUGAAUGAGCGUCCGAUCUAUAAAAAAACAAUCUCGGCCCGUGACUUCAUCCAGGCUCUGGAAUACGCGUUUCGUACGCGCAUCAGCCGCAAUCAGCAGGACGCGCAGGAAUUCUUGCAGAUUGUUCUCGAGCGACUUUGUGAUGAGUACCAUGCUGGUGCACGCGCGCGUCAACGAGCACUGGGUGCCAUUGAUGCAGCUGCUUCCAGCUCGGCGGGUGAAGAGGGCAGCGCACAAGAAAGCUCGUCCGAGGUGGAGGUGCGCAUCGAUGAUGGAUCGGCCAAUGGACUACCCGCCAUAAUCGACACGAAACUGAAGGAAAUCGACCAGGAGUCCGGGUUCCCGUUCGAAGGCAAAAUGGAGUCGCAGAUCGAGUGCCAGUUCUGCCAUUACCAAUACAAGCCAAAUCAGACGGCUUUCGUCAACUUGACACUACAGGUGCCGCAGAAGAGCUCGACUACGCUCAACUCGUGCUUCGACGGUCUCCUCAAGACUGAAUAUAUCGAGGAUUUCCGUUGCGACCGAUGCCGCCUGCAGCAUGCUGUGGAAGCCAAGAUCACCGAGCUAGCCCGUGCCCGAACACAGGGUGAUCGAGAUCGGUUGGACCAGGAGAUUUCACGCCUCCGCGAGGCUCUCGAGACGGACCCUGAGGCCGAGUUGGAGGGUAUUGUAUUCCCUCCGUCAGAGACCGCCCCGAAGCGCAGAAUUGCGCGACACAUGCGCAUCACGGCGUUCCCAAAGGUCAUCGCCAUCCACUUGUCGCGGUCGAUCUUUGAUCAAAGCAGUUCGAGCAAGAACGCGGCCAAGGUCGCAUUCCCGGAGAGGCUCCCUUUGGGAAGCAUCUUGAGCCAGAAAUGGUACAAGCUACUUGCAAUUGUCUGCCAUAAAGGUAGCCACCAUAGCGGGCACUACGAGUCCUUCCGACGGAAUCAUAUCUACCCGCCGUUCUCGACGCCCGAGGUCUUCAGCUCCUACGCGCAGAGUCGCACUGCUAGUCAGAGCCCCUCCGCGGCGCCAAGUCCUCGGAUCGUACCACGCAGCAGCCCCGAUGUCGAGGGCGACGCAACCAUUUCCAGAGCUGAAUCGUCAACCUCGCUAUCUGGAGCUUCAGCGACCCAACUCACCCCUCCUCAACCACGGCCUACAACCUCUGGCUCGCGUCGUUCUUUCCAGAGCACCAACUCGCGUUCCUCCAAACAGACGUUGUCCCCGUCUCUGAUAGCAACAGCCCGACGACGGACCAGGGAUACCCCCACUGUCAGUUCGCGGCUUCGGCGCCGUCGCAAACCGAACGAUCGCUGGUGGCGCAUCUCGGACGAGAAGAUCAAGGAAUGUAAGACCUCAGACGUGCUGGGCAUGCAGAGGGAGGUCUACCUCUUGUUCUAUGAGUUGGAGAAGCCUGAUGCGAGCCCUACCAUGGGACGUUGA